This is a messenger RNA of Cucurbita pepo subsp. pepo (vegetable marrow), 576 nucleotides long. The record is from RefSeq and is a predicted model, not a curated record. Lineage: Eukaryota; Viridiplantae; Streptophyta; Magnoliopsida; Cucurbitales; Cucurbitaceae.
AUGGUGAUCUUCAAGAAGAAGUGUAUGUUUCACAACCUGAAGGGUUCGUCAUCAAAGCCGAGGGCGUGGAACAUACGUCUGAACAAGAGCUUAAAGAGUCUAAACUUCAUGAAGUGCUCGCAAGAACAAAAAGCAUCAAAAGAGUUCAAGCAGCAAAUGAUGAAAGACUUUGAGUUGACUGAUAUCAGGUUACUCAUGUACAACCUUGGUAUUGAAGUGGACCAAAGGAAAGGUUGUAUCAUGCUAAAGCAAUUGACCUAUGCUAAGAAGUUGUUGCAGCAAUUUAAGAUGACAGAGUGCAACCCGACCAAGUAUGCCAUGGAAGCAAAGUUACAAUUCAGGAAAGAUGCUGAAGGAAGCUUGGCAAAUUCCACUAAGUAUAGACGCGUCAUCAAAACUCUAAGGUACUUGACUCGUACUCGUCCGGACCUUUCAUAUGUUGUUGAAAUAGUCGGUAGUUACAUGGAAAAGCCUACUAUGAUGCAUAAUCAAGCAAUUAAGCACAUUCUUCACUAUUUGAUGGGAACCACAAGCUACGGGUUGAAGUAUGAAAGAGGUGAGGUUCUGAAGAACUAG